Messenger RNA from Bombyx mori (domestic silkworm), 5858 nucleotides. RefSeq lists its product as uncharacterized. The coding region runs from base 533 to 4801 and encodes 1422 amino acids. The record is from RefSeq and is a predicted model, not a curated record. The transcript is spliced from 6 exons. NCBI's taxonomy places the organism in Eukaryota, Metazoa, Arthropoda, Insecta, Lepidoptera, Bombycidae.
UAACUUGUACUUGCUAACCAAACGUUAUUAUUAACCGGGCGAGUUUAGUCAAAGGACGACGUUUCCGAACGUUUUCAUGGCGGCAAAACGCGCGAAUCCAUUUUAAUUUGCGUUUUGUGAGAUCCAGAAUCUUCGAUCGGUUUUUAUUUUCAUAAAAUAUAAUAACUAGUACAUAAAAUAUAUUAUAUUGAUUUUCAAUUUACUUUUUAAGUGAAAUAGUUAUAUAAAUCAUCGUUUGUUAACAAUAACAGCCUUGUUGUAAAGAAGGUCGUUUAAUGUGUAAACAAUACUUUCUAAAUCUAAAGAUGCACCCAUUACCGUCGUUUUAUUCAUAGUGGUAUAAUUAAAUUCGAUUCGGUUCGUUACAUUUUAUAUAACAACAUUUAAAUUUUGUUACGGUGGUCGAGAUAUAUAUAUUUUUUAAGUAGAUUUAGUUUUCUCAAGUUCGUUGUGUGUGCCCAUCGUGUGAUAAUUGUUGUAUGAAACUAGAAAUUGUAUUGACCAUACAUCGAUGCAAUAGUGGGGGUGAAAAAUGGAAAGGUACACAGUGAAUCGUCGAUCUAAAAGGGGAAGAGGCGAUGGACUUUUCUCGAAAUGGCGGAGAAAAUACUUCGGGAGUAUCCUAAGUCGGCGUUCCUGGAUCACGAGCGGAUAUGACUUGAAUAAUGCCAGUUACGUAAUCAACAGACGUUAUUCGAGGGACAAGAUGUCGCCGGUGUGCCACAGCUUCGUGCAGAACGCUUGGAAAAAGGACUUCUGCUCCAACUGUUUCAAGUCGCGCGAGGAACACGUCAAGCAAGAACGAGUCAGCGAGGGUAGCAAGUAUUUAGCUACUCCAUUCCAGAACAGAAGUACAUUCUUUAAGAAAACUCCACCGAGCAUACUGAAGAUCCAUUCAAAGAAAAAGAAUAAACGUAAUGUAAGUUUUCCAGAUGAAGUCAGUAGUGUUAUUGGUUUUGGAGGCGAUGGAUGGUCGGAUGAUGAGGAAUUCGAAAUGUCAGAAGACAAUGAAGACGAUGACACUUUCCCCGAUACUGAGGAGGAGAGAGAACUUUACAGAAUCACAAAGUCCAAUACAGAUUUUAACACAGUCAAAGCCAAUCUGUUGGGAGACUCUGCAAGCAAAUCAUAUACUUCCCUAAUGCUGGGGAAAAUGCAAACAGACUCGGCGGGUAAGAAAAAAACUCUGCUUGUUUCUGUAACUCCAUUCGGGCAAGAUAACAAAAAUAAUGGUAAGCCACACGCUCGUAAACCGUCCAUUAUUCAUGUAUCAGAAGCAUCAGCUGAAGAAACAAGUAAUUAUAAAACUAAUAUUAUCUUAUCUACGUAUGUAAAAGAAUCCGAAACGAUAAUAAGUUCGGAAGGUGUUAAUACAUCGGGAAGCAUAUGCACCGAGAAAUCGUUACUUGAAGAAAUAUCAGAGACUUUACAACAGAAUCGCAUGUCAGGUGGCAUAGACCUGCGUUUAACACAAAACGAUGUCAACAAACCCACCGUAGUCGAAGGAAAGAUAAAGGAAAGCAUGCAAGAUGAACCAGAGAAAAAAGAUGUAUGCGAAACUAAAAAGAACGGUAUUGUGAGGAAAUCGCCAUUAACGAAAACACAAGAACGCCCUAAAGUGAACUUAGGACGCGCAGAUUUUAAAUUCUGUAAAAUUAACGUCGAAAACACUAGUGUUGAUUCAGCUGUCAGUACAUUAAACUCAACUCCGAAUAACUCUUUCGCAUCUGACGACGAGAGUUUUAGUGCUAAAACUGACUCCGAUAACGAUGACAGCGGGCACUUUUCAGAAACGCACAAGACCGAAGAAACCGUGAAAAUAAAAGUGUUUAACGACAGCGAUAAAAACCUUAAGAUGUCGCCUAUUGGUCAAUUGAGAAAAGUGGACGGACAAGCCAGCAGUGGAUAUUCAACAUUCCAAAGCCCGGUUAUCGAUAUGCCUUCCAUAAUACCGAAACAGACCGACAACAUUUUCUCCGCGGAAGCCAGUAGAGAGUUAGCGGGCGAACCAGACGGUAGGGCCGAUCCGGAAGAUGCGACCGAGGCGCCAGCUCUUCCUAAAAGUCCUAUUCCUAUGUUAGAUCCGCGCCCGUCUUUCUUACAUGGAAUGAUUUCUGAUGUAAUGCUCGCACACAAACCUGUUCUGCCGGAAAAACCCAAGCUGCCAGUUAAACCUGUUAUUAAAUCAACAACGAAGAAAAGUACUAUCACAAACCAUCAAGUUAUGCAGCUACAAUCAAAUGAAGAUGAAAAAACAAACAGAAUUAUGAAUGAAGAACGCUGUAUUGAAAUUACAGAAGUACAUGAAGAAAAAUUAGAUACUGUUUAUUACGCUCAACCAGUGCUAACGAAACAGGACAGCGAUUCGUCUUUGAACAGUCUCUGCAAACGUAAAGCGCCUACUCCCCCGUCGACGCCAACGAUUGAAGAAUAUCCGAACUUAUACCAAAGAAACACAAGUGGGUUUGCAAAAUCUGACUCACCCGUAGUAAGAGAAAUGGAGAAAAGAGAGCGCUCUGUGACAUCUUCACUUCCUAAAGCUAAGACGGCAGAAGAAGUGAUCGACAUAAAAAGAAUUGAAGGAACCCCAGAACCGGCACCACGAAGAACGAUUUCUCUUUCGCACGACAACCUGUUGCUUGAUGAGAAACGUAAAGGAAAACUAAAGUUCUCCAUCAAAAAGCUACUUCGAAUUGGUUCAUCAAAGGACUUGGACAAGAAAGAACUCAGUGUCGCUACUGUCACCAAAGUCACCACAAAACCUGAGGAUAUUUACGAUUUGACACCAAAACCGAAGCCACGUUUGGUCAUCAUACACCCAUUAGAUAUAAACGGCACUAGCGUCGAAGUCGUGAAGACUAACGGCGAUAUCCCCGAUCUCCGGAGACUAAGCCACGAUGACGUCUCUUCUAUAUACAGCGGAAGCAGUUCGGCAACUGAUCCAGAAACCCCGAAAGUUUUAAAUAAACCUCCACCGCCUCCGCGGCAAAUCGGGGAUGAACUCAAAACUGUGCCGCAUCCCGCGAAACCAGCGCGACCGCCCCCACCGAAAUCGGCAGCUUUGCAAAAGAAACAAAAACAGCAAGCUUGGACCGCGACACCAAGUAAAACCGACAGUAUUUACGCUAAUUUAGGUGAGAUCAGAUCGGCAUUAGCACCAAGAAAACCGGAGCGAACAGCCAGCAUGCGGGAGAGGGAGGCUCAUUUAGAACUCCCGAAACGACGAACGCAAAUAGACGACGACAAAGACGAGCCAGACGACGGACCCCAUGAGCUUGUGCAGGCCACAAACGACCCAGUCAUCCACAGCUACGACGAUGUAUACCACAACUCCAAAUACGACGAAGAGAAUUGCGACUCCGCAAAGAACAGCGACAGCGAUUACGAAUACGUCCACCACGCCAGAUCCAGUUCGCCGGAAUGUGACGCCGGCAUGAAGCCAAGAGACGCGGACGAGAGCAAAAACCCGAAGAAGAUUGAGAACAAAAGCAACGACUUCCCAAAAUACAAUGGCUUCAAUCGAUCCUCGCUGCCGUACUGCGGUAGCGAGACGGAAUCCGAAAUAUAUUCGCCUUACAGCUUCUAUUGUUCGACGGACAACAUUGACACAGCCAACCAUGAAGAGUAUCAAAACGAUUUGACUCCGAAGACCACAACUAACAAACUCAGAGUGCGGAAAGGCAGGAGCGUGGUGCACAGAAACUUGGAGGACAAUUACGGUGCAGUCGUUAUUGCGAAUCACGAAGCUCUGGCGCAGGUCUUAGAACAGGUUCAGCAGAGUGCGACAAUGCAGCCCUCGCUACGAGGUUUAAAAGCUUGCACAAAUCUCCGUUGGAGUGAUUUCACGGUGCAGCCGAAGUCGUCCGUCAAGGCCGGCAGGAGAAUAUUCUGUCCGGCCGUGUGGAACUCCAAUAGUCCGGUCAACGUGACCCUCAUGCUGUACAAGGAGCAGAUGGCCUCGCAGAUCGUCUGCCAGCAGUCCGUGCAGCCGCAGACGCUGAGUCUAAAUGCCAUUACCGAGUUCUGUGAUUUGGUACCCAGACAACAGUUUGGCGAAGACGGAGACGAUUUAGUACAAGCAACCAUCGUGGUUUUGGCCCAAGCACAGGUGGACACCUUACAAAGCUAUGGCCAAAGUCUUCGCUCCGUCGAAGCUCUUUCGACCAACUCCCAACUCGUGCCAACUGAACAGGUGCACGAAGCUAUCUUCAUGAUGCUGCAACUGAUCAACGGCCUCAAGUGCCUUCAGGCGCGAGGGGUCGAGGAAAUCUCGGAGACUUUGUCCUCGUUCGUGGCGCUGAGGGAAGCCCAGGCUAAUAACAACGUUCCGGACGAUAGAUUGACGUCACUCUCGGCUCCGAAGACCAACUGUUACGGGAGACUGUGUAUUUUGCAAGGACUGAGCAACGAGGCGAACUGCAAAACUGACGAACCUCUAAACUCCCUCUGCCGAUGCGCAAUAAGAGCACUCGAAACGCUCCUGCCGGGGGAGAAGCUCAGCCCACUCCUAAAAGAGGUCCUACAGGAGGAGCGUGCUGUAUCGUUGAAUCAGGCAAAGUCAGUUUUGGAAUUCAUGUUAUGGGGGCCGUUGGACGUGGUCCAAGGUGUGCCGGUGGACGAGAGGGAGUUGUCCCUACAGCGCUGGCUGGACUUGGAGCGAGCCACGGUCUUACACGGUUUGGUCAGAACGAGGGUACAGCUGAACGUCUUCGAGCAACUGCACCUGAUGUUCCUCGUUCGGUCCACGGCGAGGGCGAUGUGCGACGCCUCCGUACUCCUAGAGAAGGCUAACGUUUAUUGAUAGUAACAUUGAUAUUGGUCGCGCCACCGGGAUUGACUUCGGGAGUACGAAAUGUUAUGUUCGAUUGUCUACUUUCAUAACACCAUUAAAAUAACUCAAAGUAUGAGCGGAAGCGGUGUAGAAACAUCUCGCUAUCCUUUUCGCACUUAAUGUUAGACUAAUCGACAUAUUUUUCUGUUAUUUGACAACUACCCCCGUCGCCACUUAAAAGGUUGAUUAAUAGUUUAGAAAUAUGUAACAAGACCACUAUUUAGUUAAAAAUGUUAAAUUAACAUAUCAAAAUCCCGCUGUUUGUCUCGGUCGCUACAGACUUCGUGGCACUCACCACGUCCGCCAAUUAUUGAGCUUUACUCGAAUCGAACCUUGAAAUGUACGUUUGAUUUAGUUGUACGUUCUCAACAAAUGCUGUCUAAGAUACUAGCUGUCUGUGAAAACUUCUAGAUAUUAAAAUCUCUUUUAGUCAACGUACAUUCAAGGAUCUGAAAUUAAUUUAAAAAUCUAAAUACAGGCACCCGGAAACUGAUUCGUUAACUAAUGACACUUAUUGCAGUCAACUUUUUAUAACACAUCCAUUCAUUAAAUCAUUCUUUGGUUUACUAAAUCAUUCAUUCGUUAUUUACGUCGUUCAUUCAUUUAUUAAGUCAGUCAUUCGUUUCUUAAAUCAUUUAUGAAAUCACUCAUUCGCUUAUUAAAUGAUUCAUUCAUUUUUUAAAUCUUUCAUUCCUUAAUUAUAUCGUGCAUUCAUUCAUGAAAUCUUUCAUUAAUUGAUUUCAUUAAAUCAAUGGACUUUAUUAAUGAUAAAUUUAAUUGAACCGCAAUAUUGAGGUUUCCCUCGCGUUGGUGCCAACGCAUAGAACUGAACACGGACAUACUCAUUCUUAUUCCGGUGCCUUAUUAUUAUAUUGUAUAAUAUUUAAUGUUAAGUUAGUUUUUAGAUCAAGAAUUGUAUAAUUUAUAUUACACGUAUAUAUACGAGCCUCUGAUGAGUAGCUGUCAAGUUCAAAUCAUUAUUUACCUAUGUUAAGUGUUUCGAUUAAUAAAGUAUACAUAUUACUUA